UCUUAUUUUUUCCCCCCCUUUCCCCUUCCUUUUUUUUUCCUUUUCCCCCUUUCCCCCCCUUUCACCAUUUCCCCUCGGAGGCGCUUCCCCCGGGCAGGGGCAGAGCCGGUCUCACCCCCCGCCUCUCCCCGGCCCCCGCCGCCCUAUGGCGAGCGGGAACCCCCUCCCCACCCGGGCACAAGCGGCUGCGGUUGGAGGAGCGGGACCGGCAGCGGCCUCAGGUCCGGGGGCGUCAUGGAACUAAUUCGCUGACCGACCCACAGGCCGCAGCCGUGCGUCCCGCUCGAGCGCCCGCGCCCUCCGGCCCGGUUCCCCCUCUUCUCCCUCCUCAGUCGGCCCCGUCCUCGUCCCGCGCGCCCCGUCGCCGCGCGCUGAGGAAAAUGAGGUGGUAACGGGCCCCCGGAUGACCCCUCGUCACCACUGUGAGGCCUACAGCUCUGCCGGGCAGGAGGAGGAGGAGGAGGAAGAGGAGGAGAAGAAUGUUUCUCCAUCCCAGAGAGAUGAAGUGAUUCAGUGGCUGGCCAAACUCAAGUACCAAUUCAACCUUUACCCAGAAACAUUUGCUCUGGCUAGCAGUCUUUUGGACAGGUUCUUAGCUACUGUAAAGGCCCACCCAAAAUACCUGAGUUGUAUUGCAAUCAGCUGCUUUUUCCUAGCUGCCAAGACUGUUGAGGAAGACGAGAGAAUACCAGUACUGAAGGUGUUGGCAAGAGAUAGUUUCUGUGGAUGUUCUUCGUCUGAAAUUCUGAGGAUGGAGAGAAUUAUUCUGGAUAAGUUGAAUUGGGAUCUUCACACAGCCACACCAUUGGAUUUUCUUCACAUUUUCCAUGCCAUUGCAGUGUCAACUAGGCCUCAGUUACUUUUUAGUUUGCCCAAACUGAGCCCAUCUCAACAUUUGGCAGUCCUUACCAAGCAAUUACUUCACUGUAUGGCCUGCAGCCAACUUCUGCAAUUCAAAGGAUCCAUGCUUGCCCUGGCCAUGGUUAGUUUGGAAAUGGAGAAACUCAUUCCUGAUUGGCUUCCUCUUACAAUUGAACUGCUUCAGAAAGCACAGAUGGAGAGCUCCCCGCUGAUCCACUGCCGGGAGCUUGUGGCACGCCACCUUUCUACUCUGCAGUCUUCCCUGCCUCUAAAUCCCGUUUAUGUCUACCGUCCCCUCAAGCACACCCUGGUGACCUGUGACCAAGGAGUGUUCAGAGUACAACCCUCCUCUGCCCCAGGCCCAGAUUUCUCCAAGGACAACAGCAAACCAGAAGUGCCAGUCAGAGGUACAGCAGCCUUCUGCCAUCAUCUCCCAGCUGCCAAUGGGUGCAAGCAUACCUCUGCUAAACGCAAAGUAGAGGAAAUGGAAGUGGACGACUUCUAUGAUGGGAUCAAACGGCUCUAUAAUGAAGAUAAUGCUUCAGAAAAUGUGGGUUCUGUGUGUGGCACUGAUUUAUCAAGGCAAGAGGGACAUACUUCCCCUUGUCCACCUUUGCAGCCUGUUUCUGUCAUGUAGCUCCAGGUGUUACCUUCAAGUGCAAACUAAGGUAGACUACUGUGGGAAUGGGAACAUGGAAAACAGGAUAGGCUGUAUAAAGGUAUAUACCUUAUCAGGCUGAUUCGAAAUAAGCCAGAAAAAAAACCCUGUUGACUUGUAUGGCUAAUUAUAAUUCAACAUUAUUUAAGCACUUAAAGACCAAAAACAGUGUAAAAUUCAAGAUCAAAAAAUUUUUAAGUAAAAAAUUUCUUUGUAGUGUUUGUCAUUUCCACCCUUUUCUCUGCUAAAAUGUAAUGUAGAUUAAUUACCCUGUGUCAGAAAUUCACAUUCAGUGUUUUUUUUUUUAAAGUUCCAAAAUUCGUAGCUAGCAAACCUUGUCCCAGAAUCCUGAUUUAAUUUUCCUCUUGCUUUUGCUUGCUGCUUCUUUGAAUACUAAAUGAAUUUUAUGCAUGUUGAUCUAUAGCCUGACUUCCACUGAUGAGGAAACCCUGAAAAUUUAUUUUUAGCAAUUUAGUGAACAAAUUAUUUCAGUGACAGCCAUGUUUAAUCAAUAAUUCAAAUUCAACUUAAUCUGAAAAAGGUACUUCAGAAUUGCCUAUGAAUCAGAGUUGGUAACAGAAAAAGAACUCCCAUUACCAUGUUGAUUUUUGUUUGUCUCCUUUCAAUUUCUAGAGUUUGGAAACAAAAUUAAUAUUUUCAUUUUUAUCUUAAAUUGAAGCUUAAAAGUGGCAUGUGAUUAGGACACUCUUAAGAUUUGUUGGAAGCAUUUUUGACAUUUGUAAAAUAGAAUUUGUGAUAAAGUUAAUAUAUCCAGGUGCUCACCAAAGAAACAUGUAACAACUAAAAUUAGAUUUUAAAAAAACUGUUCAGUUCACUCGUUUAUAAUCAGUAGGAGAGACUGUCUAGAUGUUGGGGCAGCUCUAUGAUUUGGGUCUGUAACAUGUAAUAACUGAAUUCAGUACCCUAGUUUUAUGUUAAGCUAUUAGGAUUUUCUUGAUAAAAGUUAAUCCCCUUGCCUCCCCAGCCUACCUGUAUUUCUCUUCAUGACUUCUGGGUCCUGAGCUCCCUGUGCAGCCUGAAGAAGGUACUGCAGUCAGAACCAUGUACUGAUGAUAAAAGCCUCUGGUAGCAAUAAAAGUUGUCCUUAA
Balaenoptera acutorostrata (minke whale) is the source of this 2628-nucleotide messenger RNA. Its product is annotated as cyclin-I-like. The transcript has 2 exons. Gene Ontology annotation, cellular component: cyclin-dependent protein kinase holoenzyme complex; nucleus; cytoplasm. The coding region runs from base 404 to 1498 and encodes 364 amino acids. Gene Ontology annotation, molecular function: cyclin-dependent protein serine/threonine kinase regulator activity. The record is from RefSeq and is a predicted model, not a curated record. Gene Ontology annotation, biological process: regulation of cyclin-dependent protein serine/threonine kinase activity; mitotic cell cycle phase transition. NCBI's taxonomy places the organism in Eukaryota, Metazoa, Chordata, Mammalia, Artiodactyla, Balaenopteridae.